AUGAACCCCUUGCUGGGCCUGGGCCUGCUUCUGGCUGGCCUCCUCACUGUGGAAGGUCUUCUGAAGCCCAACUUCUCUCCAGAGAAGCAUGAAGCUGUGAGUCAGGGCCAAGUAGGGAAGGGAAAGGGGACAGCUCAGGAGCUUGCAAAGCGAAACACAGACUUUGGACUCAAGCUGUUUAAGAAACUGUCCUUCAGCAGCCCUGACAAUAACAUCCUCUUCUCCCCCUGGAGCAUCUCCAUGGCCUUCUCCAUGCUGUCUCUGGGUGCCCAGGACUCCACCCUGGCUGAGAUCAAGGAGGGCUUCAACUUCAGGAACAUCCCUGAGAAAGACCUCCAUGAAGGCUUCCAUUACCUCAUCCACAGGCUGAAUCAGAGGAACCAGGACCAAAGGCUGGGACUCGGGAAUGCCUUGUUUAUUGACCAGAAGGUAAAGCCCCAGCAGAAGUUUCUGACAGAAGUCAAGAACAUGUACAAGGCAGACACCAUCCCCACCAACUUCCAGAACUCAGAAAAUGCUCAGAAGCAGAUCAAUAACUAUGUCCGUCAGAAAACCCAGGGGAAAAUCAACAACCUAGUCAAGAACAUAGACCCUGGCACUGUGAUGCUUCUUAUCAACUAUAUUUUCUUUCGAGCCAGGUGGCAACAUGAGUUUGACCCAAAGGAAACGAAAGAGGAAGAUUUCAUUCUGGACAAAAACAAGAGCAUGAAGGUGCCCAUGAUGUUCCACGUGGGCAUGUAUAACGUGGGGCGUGAUGACCAGCUUUCCUGCACUGUCCUGGAAAUGCCUUACCAGAGCAACUUCACGGCCAUCUUUGUUCUUCCUGAUGAGGGCAGAAUGAAGCAAGUGGAGGAAGCCCUGGGGCUGGAGACUUUUGCCAGAUGGAAGAAGUUACUCGUACGAAGGGUUGCAGAUGUGUUUGUGCCCAGGUUGACCAUCACCAGUAACUACGACCUGAAGAAGACGCUUUCCCACCUGGGCAUCAGCAAGAUCUUUGAGGAACAUGGUGAUCUCACUAGGAUCUCCUCUCAUCGAAAUCUGAAAGUGGGUGAGGCGGUACACAAGGCUACCCUGAAGAUGGACGAGAAAGGCACAGAGGGAGCCGCGGGCUCUGGAGUGCAGACGCUGCCCAUGGAGACACCGAUUCGGGUCAAGAUAAACCACCGCUUCCUGCUGAUGAUCUGGGAGACUAAAAUGAAUAACCUGCUCUUCUUCGGAAAGAUUGUUAAUCCUUCUGGGAGAUAA
Budorcas taxicolor (takin) is the source of this 1245-nucleotide messenger RNA. It is a transcript of the gene SERPINA12, whose product is annotated as serpin family A member 12. The transcript has 4 exons. Gene Ontology annotation, biological process: negative regulation of endopeptidase activity. Bases 1 to 1245 code for a protein of 414 amino acids. Gene Ontology annotation, molecular function: serine-type endopeptidase inhibitor activity. Lineage: Eukaryota; Metazoa; Chordata; Mammalia; Artiodactyla; Bovidae. The record is from RefSeq and is a predicted model, not a curated record.